Musa acuminata subsp. malaccensis (wild Malaysian banana) is the source of this 723-nucleotide messenger RNA. The record is from RefSeq and is a predicted model, not a curated record. Lineage: Eukaryota; Viridiplantae; Streptophyta; Magnoliopsida; Zingiberales; Musaceae.
AUGGCGGUUGUGAUUGAGGGUACUUGGAUGACAUGGGGUGUUGAGGGGCUUGUCGAUCCCUCCGACGGGAAUUUUGUCAAGGAGGGGCCGUGGGGUGCGAACGCAGGGAAUGCGUUCGAUACAGGUCGUGUUGACCGCUUUACCAAGGUCAAGAUUUACCAUGGAGAUGUAAUAUACGGGUUGGAAUUAACCUUCGUCGUGGGUGGUAAACCCCAACCCCCCAUGCUUAUUGGAACCAAAAAGCGCGCAUCCCAAGAGAUUACCCUCGAUGAGGACGAACACUUCAUUUCCAUCUCGGGAUACUUCAAACAAAUGUUGGGAAACGACAUUUUCAUAACACAACUUACUCUUACCACCGAUGAAAACAGAAACGUAAGUGCUGGCAAUGAGACGGGCAAUCCUUUCUCCCUCGCUUUAGAGGAGGGUGGUCAAAUUGUGGGCUUCUGUGGACUUGUUGGUCAACUGACUGUCGCCGUGGGAGCCAUUGCGGUGUACUGCUCCUUGGCUGAUUCCUAGAUAUGGAUGCACUAGUCCGUGUAGGGUUGCUGCUACACAUAUGUUAUACUAAAUAAGGAGCAGCAGUUGUCGUCAUCAUCGUUGUCUUUAUUGUUGUUGUCCCCAUCGUCAUCCUUGUUGUUGUUGCCGUCGUCAUUAUCGUCGUUGAUGUUCUUAUCCUCAAAGUAUUCUUAAAUAAAUUAUAAACCACUUGUUGGUCUACUAUGA